AUGGCUGAGAAAGAGAGGCAGACUGGGAAUCCCAGGCUGGUGGAGAAGAAUGUGCUGGAAAAGGUUAUGGGGAUGGUAGAAAGGAAAAUGGAGGAAGAGAAGAAGAAGAUGGUGACAUUCAUUGCAGGGGAGUGUGGCGGGGGUGUGGUCCCUGGUGCAGCUGCAGGGGAGGAGUGGUGCAGUGAGCUCAAGGGGGGCAGUACCGGGAGGCAGUCAAAAAGCUGUGGGCAGUGCAGCUGCCUGGUGAUGGAGAAAGAAGCUGAGCUCUGCUUUCCACAACUCCUCAACACUUCCUGCAGGAAGCUGACACUUCACUGGUCCAAGGCUGUGCUGCUGAACAUUGUGCUGUUCUGCAUCUCUCUGAUCACUGUUGCUCUGAACCUCUUGGUCAUCAUCUCUGUCUCCCACUUCAGGCAGCUUCACACACCCACUAACAUCCUCCUCCUCUCUCUGGCUGUCUCAGACUUACUUGUUGGCCUCCUGUUGAUGCCUUUAGAAAUCUUUAGAAACACAAGCUGCUGGGUACUUGGAGAUCUCAUAUGUUCGGUCUAUUGGUAUCUGAGUGGCAACAUUACCUGUGCUUCAACAGGAAUCAUAGUUCUUAUAUCAAUUGACCGCUAUGUAGCUAUUUGUGACCCCCUUCAUUAUCCCACCAGAAUGACUGUGGUGAGAGUCAAACUUAGUGUUUGUCUGUGUUGGUUUUAUUAUAUUUUUUACAUUACUCUUUACCUUAAAGACAUCCUGAUUAAACCAGGCAGGUAUAAUUCCUGCAGUGGAGAGUGUGUACUUGUCAUCAAUAGUAUUGCAGGGAUUAUUGACUUUGUCUUAGCUUUUAUUGUUCCAGUUUCUGUCAUCAUUGUUCUGUAUAUGAGAAUAUUUGUGGUGGCUGUGUCUCAGGCUCGUGCCAUGCGCUCUUGUGUCAGAGCAGUAACAUUUCAGCGUUCACUGAAUCAAACAAACAAAUCUGAGUUGAAAGCGGCCAGGACUCUGGGGGUUCUUGUAGUUGUGUUUCUUGCAAGCUUCUGUCCAUUUUACUGUUACUUUUUUGUUGGAGAAAAUGUGGUCAGUGAUUCAUCUGCAUUUUUUGUGAUCAUUGCCUUUUAUUUUAACUCUUUCCUAAACCCAAUGAUCUAUGCUUUGUUUUAUCCUUGGUUUAGAAAGUCUGUUAAGCUUAUCAUCACUCUGCAGAUGUUUAAGCGUCACAGCAGUGAUACUAACAUAUUAUAA
Pelmatolapia mariae (spotted tilapia) is the source of this 1227-nucleotide messenger RNA. Its product is annotated as trace amine-associated receptor 13c-like. Gene Ontology annotation, biological process: G protein-coupled receptor signaling pathway. Bases 1 to 1227 code for a protein of 408 amino acids. Gene Ontology annotation, molecular function: trace-amine receptor activity. NCBI's taxonomy places the organism in Eukaryota, Metazoa, Chordata, Actinopteri, Cichliformes, Cichlidae. Gene Ontology annotation, cellular component: membrane. The transcript is spliced from 4 exons. The record is from RefSeq and is a predicted model, not a curated record.